CUGCGAGCGGAGCAAGAACACGCAAGCAGCAGAAGGAAGCUUCUCGCCAACCGCACAAAUCCCGCAAAUCACACACACACACGAACACGAACACAUACACGUGGACGCUGCAACAACGCCUCAGUACGAAUUGACCACCGUCAACAACCAACAAGCACCAUGAGCCUUCGUCGCUUCAUCCCCCUCUUUGACCGCGUCCUUGUCCGUCGCGUCAUCCCCGAGGCGAAGACAAAGGGCGGCAUUCUGCUCCCCGAGCAGGCACAGAAGAUGCCCAACGAGGGUGUUGUUGUUGCCACGGGCAAGGGUCUUCGCACAGAGUCUGGCGAGUUCAUGCCGUGUGCAGUGAAGGAGGGCGAUAAGGUGCUUCUGCCCGAGUUUGGCGGCACCAAGGUCACCAUCGACGACCAGGAUCUGUUCCUCUUCCGUGACUCUGACAUCCUCGGCACGCUCGAGUAAACCCUCAAUGCUGCGGUUCCCCCUCCCCCCAACCCCGGAGAUGACACGUGAACCCCUUCGUGUGCACGCGUCCCAACAACCCCGAAACACCACCACACACAGCCCUCGUCGCCCCCUACCACAACCAGUCGUUAGAUCUUCCAAUCCCCCCCCUCUCUCUUUUUGUAUCCUCCCUUUGUCUGGUUCUCUGAGUGUACGCCCGGUGUGUUUUGCGCCCAUAUGGACUUGUGGAUAUGACACUAAAGCUCCCCAAGAAUUGCA
Molecule: messenger RNA, 717 nt
Organism: Salpingoeca rosetta
Lineage: Eukaryota; Choanoflagellata; Craspedida; Salpingoecidae
Product: heat shock protein 10
Exons: 6
Coding region: 160-456 (98 amino acids)
Cellular component (GO): mitochondrial matrix
Molecular function (GO): protein-folding chaperone binding; metal ion binding; protein folding chaperone
Source: RefSeq, a predicted model, not a curated record